CAGAGUGGAUUAAAGCAGCGUGCGUGAGAGGAAAGCCACUCGACAAACGACUGUGUAACCAAGUGAGAAACCCCGGCGUGUAAUAGCAAGUCCGUCACACCAGUUUGCAGCUGCGAAACAGCAAAGGAAAGCCUCUUGGUGAACUCAGUUAGUGCCGUGUAUUGUGUGCCAGGCAGGGAGAGCUCGGCGGGAAUGGCUUCAUCUCCGUGCGGCAACAGUAACUUUGAUUCCGGCCUGGAAAUCAAAACUCGCUCGGUGGAGCAGACGCUUAUUCCUUUAGUAUCGCAGAUCACCACUCUGAUCAACCAUAAAGACAAGCCAAAGAAGUCCGAGCGCACCCUGGCAGCCAUACACAGGGUGGGCCAGGCAGUGAGCGUGGCAGUGGGACGUUUCGUUGCCGUCGGGGAAGCCAUCGCCACAGAGAACCAGGAGCUGAAGGAUGAGAUGGGUCAAGCCUGCUUCGAGGCACGCAGAGCAGGUGAUGCCAUAGCCCAGCUGACAGAUGUGGGAUCAGCCUUGCCGUCCCAGACAGACGGACGUGUCACGGUGUUCAGCGAUAGGACAGGGAUGGUGAAGGCUGCACGCUUGCUCCUCUCUUCAGUCACUAAAGUCCUGGUCCUAGCUGACCGCAUCGUCAUCAAACAGAUAAUCACGUCACGGAACAAGGUCCUGGUUACCCUCGACCAUCUGGAAAGAGUCAGCACCUUCCAGGAAUUUGUACAGAUUUUCAGCCAGUUUGGCAAUGAGAUGGUGGAGUUUGCCCACCUCACAGGAGACAGACAGAACGACUUGAAGGAUGAGAAGAAGAAAGCGCGGAUGGCAGCAGCCAGAGCGGUGCUGGAGAAAUGCACCAUGAUGCUCCUCACAGCCUCCAAGACUUGCCUUAGGCACCCAGAUUGCGAGUCGGCACGAAUCAACAAAGACGCCGUUUUCCACCGAAUGCGCUGUGCCCUGGAGCAGGUCAUCGAGAUAGUCACUGAGGCACGGAGCUGCGGGGAGAACAAGAUUCUUCCUGCCAGCAUCUACAACGGCAUCAAGGACUUCAAGGCCGGAGGUGAGUCGAAGGCUGAAACCAUACCCCGCACUACUUGUCAUUUAAGAAUGAGAUCAAGUGCUUUAAUAAACUCCGGCGUGGAGUGCCUGCGGGAGAACCUGUACUCCAUGUCACCCGAGAGCGUGGACAGCCAGCUGGAGGCGCUGGUGGAGCGGACAGAGGACUUUACUGACUCGGCCUACACCAGCCACGAGCAGCGGCAGGCCAUCCUAAGUUUGUGCCAGCUGGUGCGCCAGGACACCCAGCAGCUGAUGCACGCCUGGAUUGAGGCGCAGUCCGUCCACGCCAAAGAGGCCACAGAGGACAUGGAGGUGGCCAUCCUGAAGACAUGCCAGAGCGUCAGUGACCUCAGACGUGAGCUCCAUAAGGUGGCAGUUGGUCGUGCCUCAGACCUGCUGAAAGUUCACGGAGAGCAGUUGCCUCUGCGGGCUCUCAAAGCUGCAGGCGCCGAGGGAAACCUGGAGGCAGUGGCGGAGUAUUCGCGCACGCUCACCGAGCAGAAGGAGCAGCUGGUGGAGACCUGUCGGCUGUUGUGCCAUGUGUCGGGGACAGAGCCGCUGGAGAUUACCUGUAUACACGCUGAGGAGACCUUCCAUGUCAUUGGUCCACAGAUCAUCUCGGCAGCACAGACGCUGGCCCUCCACCCGUCCAGUAAGAUCGCUAAGGAGAACCUGGAGGUGUUCUGCGAGGCCUGGGAGUCGCAGCUCUGUGACAUGGCCCUGCUGCUGCGAGAGAUCAAUGACGUCUUUGAAGGCAGGCGAGGAGACAAAAGAUCUUAUUUGUCACUUCCCAGACCCGGGUGCCAUUCUCUUUUCCCACAGAAACACUCGGCUAAUUUGAAGACCGCCAAGGCUGUCAAGUUGGAUGCAGAGGAGCAGACAAGCAUGGCCAAGCUGGGCCUGGAGCUCCGUCUGCUAUCAUCAGAUGUGGACACAGAGGUGGAGAAGUGGGAGGAGCAAGAACAUGAUAUUGUUCGACAGAGCCAGAGUCUGGCCAGUAUGACCUACAACAUGUACCUGUUCACCAGAGGGGAGGGGCUGCUGAAAACAACACUAGAUCUUUUUCAUCAAGCUGAGGUUCUAUCUGAAGAGGGGCUCCAGCUGUGCUCAUCUCUACGCACCUUUUCCACUCAGCUGGUUGAUGAGGAAAAGUCUGUGGUGAUGACAGAGAUGGAGAAAUUGGUGGCAUUAUGCCAACAGCUGCAGACGGGGGCCAAGACUCCUGUACAGGGCAAGACUGCCACCUUCCAGAAGGUGGACUCGUCCAUUCAGACGACUAGAGGCAUCUUGACUGUGGUACUCUCCCUCCUCCCAUUCUGUAACAAGCUCAACAAAAAGUACAAGUCAGAGAGGAGUAGUUUGGGUUCCCCACAUGACUGGAGAGAGAGGCAGGAUGCUUCCACACCUGUCAAAGAUGAGGGAACUCUCAACAGCAAGAACAGCAACGGCUUCGGUGUCAAAUCCUUGGAGCAGCACAUGGCCGGUCUCAACCUGCUGGAGAGCAAAUAAUCCAGGAAAUAGCCACAUCCCCCUUUUUGUUCACUUUUCUCCCUUGGAGCAGCACAUAGUCCACCUCACCUUUCUGGAGAACGUGUAAUCCAGGAAAUA
This is a messenger RNA of Seriola dumerili (greater amberjack), 2661 nucleotides long. RefSeq names its product catenin alpha like 1 (gene ctnnal1). Bases 193 to 2562 code for a protein of 789 amino acids. Gene Ontology annotation, molecular function: actin filament binding; cadherin binding. The transcript is spliced from 20 exons. The record is from RefSeq and is a predicted model, not a curated record. NCBI's taxonomy places the organism in Eukaryota, Metazoa, Chordata, Actinopteri, Carangiformes, Carangidae. Gene Ontology annotation, biological process: cell adhesion; Rho protein signal transduction.